AUGAUUUAUCCGCAAAUGAGAAAUUUCAAACACGAAUCCAAAAGAGAAAGAAUAAUUCGUGAACGUGUGACAGCUGGGUUAUGCUCAGAACUCCAUUUAUCUGCAAACACGGUUCAAACGAAUAAUUUAAGUAUCACAUCAGCCUCAGUUGCGCCUGAAGAUUAUGCCAGAAUUGUGUCGCAUCUUCAGUCAGCAGUCUGUCUAAACGUAGCUCGACGUGUCGCUUGUCCCGCCCAUGAUUCAAAAUUAUGGACUGAUGGGGAGAAGAAAAAAUAUCCGAUUUUGAGAUUUUUAUGGAAAGUUAUAGUGGUUAUUAUGUCGAUUUUGUAUGUUUUAUUGCCACCGUAUCCACCGAAAUUGUUCCGGAAAAUUGUGUUUUGUUGUCCACAAAAAGGAAGAUAUUACUAUUUGAUAGCGGCUAAAGGAGCCACUCGACGUGCUUGUUUCCGAGCGAGCGAAGCCGAUGGAUACGAUCAUUUAUCGAUUUGUUUGCCACAAAUGAUUCGUCCGAAAGUGCGAGCUAUCGACGUUUUCUAUCAUCUCCUUCGCUGUAAAGUUUUCACUCUACCGUAUAACGAAAAACAUAAAAUAUGUGCAAUGGAGUUGGUUUGUGAGCAGUCGAUCCGAUGGCUUCACAGGGAUAAAAACAGAAAGAACAGACUCCGUUCCCCCAAUCUGAUAAUCUUCUCGCAACCCAACUCAUCUGAUCUUGGUUGUUGUUUAAUGAUGGAUCCGAACUUUGCUGACAUCGCAGAUUUCCUCCAAUGUGAUUUGUUGAUCUUCGAUUAUCCUGGAUAUGGAGUGAGUGAAGGAACAACAAAUGAACAGAACGUGUAUGCAGCAAUUGAAUCUGUCAUGAAAUAUGCAAUGGACCAAUUGGGAUAUCCUGCUGAGAAAAUUAUAUUGAUUGGAUUCAGUUUGGGAACUGCAGCUAUGGUCCACGUGGCAGAGAUGUACAAGGUAGCCGCCCUCGUUCUCAUUGCUCCAUUCACCUCUUUCUUCCGUAUUGUUUGCCGCCGUCCGUCAGUUGUUCGUCCCUGGUUUGAUAUGUUUCCAAGUCUUGAGAAAUCCAGAAAAGUAACGUCUCCAACGUUGAUUUGUCAUGGAGAGAAGGAUUAUAUAGUUGGACAUGAACAUGGUGUUCAGUUGAAGGAUACGAUACCGGAUUGCGAAUUGCAUUUGUUGAAACAUGCUAGUCAUCAGGGAAUAUUCUGUGAACGUGAAAUGUGGGACCGUGUCGAACAAUUCCUUGGAACUCGAGUUGGAAUAACACGUAACUGGAUCGAACACUUGCAAUCUGAGUCCUCGACGUCUCCUGCAGAAAUUUCUGAAGUAAUUGAAAACCCAGUCUCAUCUAGAACAGUGGAAAGAGUGACAGGAGAUCCAAAAUUCCACGGAAAGUCGAUAAAUUUGGAGAAUGGAAUCGGACUCAAUUAG
This is a messenger RNA of Caenorhabditis remanei, 1437 nucleotides long. RefSeq lists its product as uncharacterized. Gene Ontology annotation, molecular function: palmitoyl-(protein) hydrolase activity. Gene Ontology annotation, biological process: protein depalmitoylation. Gene Ontology annotation, cellular component: plasma membrane; endosome membrane. The coding region runs from base 1 to 1437 and encodes 478 amino acids. The record is from RefSeq and is a predicted model, not a curated record. The transcript has 7 exons. NCBI's taxonomy places the organism in Eukaryota, Metazoa, Nematoda, Chromadorea, Rhabditida, Rhabditidae.